AAGGAGAUCCUCCACCCAGGGACCACCGACCACCCACUGGGAGGUAAGCCGGCCGACGUCUGUCUGUCUGUCUAAUUUUGUCUCGUUCUACCUUAUUCUGUCUGUUCUGUGAGCGCUCAGCCAGGUCUGUUCUGUGGGCGCUCAGCCAAGUCUGUUCUGUGAGCGCUCAGCCAGGUUCUGUGAGCACUCAGCCAGGUCUGUUCUGUGAGUGCUCAGCCAGGUUGUUUGGAAUUUGGGCGGGACGAAGAAGGAGCUGACGAGCUCGGACUUCUCGCCCCGCAGCCCUGGAAGACGUUCCAAGGGUGCUAGGGGCCCGACUUUUCGGGCCCCAAUCUGGGAGAGGAGAAAGAUCCGGACUAACGGCACCUCUGUCUGUAUUUUUGGCUUUCAGAGGGCCCCGGACCUUUGCCACCUCCAUCUGAGAAAGAUCCGGACUAACGGCACCUCUGUCUGUAUUUUUGGCUUUCAGAGGGCCCCGGACUUUUGCCACCUCUAUCUGACUUUUUGCUUUCAGUUUGGUACCAAAGCCGUGCAGCACGCCUGUCUGUUGUUUGUUUGACUGUUGGUGUUGUUUGUUUUCUCUGUGUUCUAAUCUUCCUUAGAACUAACAUGGGACAGUCCCUAACAACGCCCCUAAGUCUCACUCUUGAUCAUUGGAAAGACGUCCACGACCGGGCACACAACCAGUCCGUCGAGGUUAAAAAAGGAAAAUGGCAGACUCUCUGCACAUCCGAGUGGCCCACCUUCGGAGCCGGAUGGCCAGUGAAUGGCACAUUUAAUAAGAUCAUUAUUUUACAGGUUAAAGAUCGGGUCGUCCACGGACAUCCUGACCAGGUUCCUUAUAUUAUCACUUGGGAGAGUCUUGCCUUAUACCCCCCGCUUGGGCGGAACCCUUCGUGGACCCGAAUUGGCCUCCCCUCAACCCCCAGCUUGUCCCCUCGGCCCCGCCCGGUUUGCUGGCCCCGUCUUCCUCUCUCUACCCCACUCUAAUUAAAUCAGAGCCUUCUAAGAAACCUGUCCUCCCGGCAGACUCAAACUCCCCUCUCAUAGAUCUUCUCUCUGAAGAUCCUCCUCCCCCAUAUCGUUUACCUACAGGCCCGGCUGAAACGGAGGAGGCAGAGCUGCCGGCCAGAUCAGUUGCCGGGCCACAGUCUGAUAAGGGUUUCUCCCCUGUCGCAGGGAGAUUGCGCAAUAAGCGCGAGGUGAUGCCAGAUACAACCUCCCAGGCUUUUCCACUUAGACAGGGAACCGGUGGCCAGACCCAAUACUGGCCGUUUUCAGCAGCUGACAUUUACAAUUGGAAACAACACAACCCUUCUUUCUCCAAAGAUCCGGUGGCACUCACCGACCUAAUAGAAUCUGUUUUACUUACCCACCAGCCUACUUGGGAUGACUGCCAACAGCUCUUACAGGCUCUCUUAACCUCAGAAGAAAAACAAAGAGUGUUCCUAGAGGCCAGAAAGCAUGUUCUGGGAGAUGAUGGGCGUCCCACCCAGCUGCCUGAGGAAAUUGAUGCUGCAUUCCCACUUAAGAGACCAAACUGGGAUUUUAAUACAGCCGAAGGUAAGGGACACCUACGCCUUUAUCGCCAGUUGCUUCUAGCGGGUCUCCGAGGGGCUACACGACGCCCUACUAAUUUGGCUCAGGUAAAACAGGUAUUACAGGAAGCAGGGGAAACUCCCUCCGCCUUUCUAGAGAGACUUAAGGAGGCCUACCGUAUGUACACUCCCUAUGACCCAGAUGACCCAGGACAAAUGACGAGUGUCUCUAUGUCCUUCAUCUGGCAGGCUGCUCCAGAUAUCAGGACUAAGUUACAGAGGUUAGAAAAUUUGCAGGGCUAUACAUUACAGGAUUUACUUAAAGAAGCUGAAAGGAUUUUUAAUAAGAGAGAGACACAAGAAGAAAAAGAAGAUAGAGUUCGCAGAGAGAGGGAAGAGAGAGAUAAAAAAAGAAACAAAGAACUAAGUCGAAUCUUGGCCGCCAUAGUUCAGGGCCAAGAAAGGAAGGGAGAUAGGGGGGGAGCUCGAAAGGGGCUGAAGCUGGAUAAAGAUCAAUGUGGCUAUUGCAAAGAGAAAGGGCACUGGGCCAGAGAGUGCCCCAAGAAGCCUGGCGGACCCCGAAAGCCUCGACCACGAACCUCCCUCUUGGCUCUAGAUAAAGAUUAGGGAGGUCAGGGCCAGGAGUCCCCCCCUGAGCCCAGGGUAACGCUUAAAGUUGGGGGGCAGCCGGUUACUUUCCUGGUAGACACAGGAGCCCAGCAUUCAGUCCUCACUCAAGCUUCAGGACAACUCAGCGACCGGACGGCCUGGGUACAAGGAGCUACUGGUGAGAAACAAUACCGAUGGACUACGGACCGCCGGGUUCAGCUGGCUACCGGUAAGGUGACCCAUUCCUUCUUACAUGUUCCGGACUGCCCGUACCCUCUGCUGGGCCGUGACCUGCUCACCAAACUAAAAGCACAAAUUCAUUUUGAGGAAGGAGGGGCCCAAAUAACUGGCCCCCACGGAACUCCCCUUCAAGUUCUAACCCUACAAUUAGAGGAUGAAUAUAGACUAUAUGAACUGGGACAGGACAAGCCACAAUCCCAAGAAAUAGGCACUUGGGUCACGAAUUUUCCACUGGCUUGGGCAGAGACUGGUGGGAUGGGGUUGGCGCUCCAACAGCCCCCCUUAAUUAUACAGUUAAAGGCCACUGCAACUCCAGUCUCCAUAAAACAAUACCCUCUGUCACAUGAAGCUUAUCAAGGCAUAAGGCCUCACAUUACGAGGCUUCUGGAUCAAGGCAUCCUAGUUCCCUGCCGGUCGCCUUGGAAUACGCCUCUUCUGCCUGUAAAGAAACCCGGCACUGGAGAUUAUAGGCCAGUACAAGACUUGAGAGAGGUCAACAAGAGGGUAGAAGAUAUUCAUCCGACUGUUCCAAACCCUUACAAUUUGCUCAGUACACUGCCCCCUACACAUACUUGGUAUACGGUUUUGGACCUGAAAGAUGCCUUCUUUUGCCUCCGGCUGAGCCCGAAAAGCCAACCCUUAUUUGCCUUUGAGUGGAAAGACCCUGAAGUAGGGCUUUCAGGACAAUUAACUUGGACAAGACUGCCUCAAGGGUUUAAAAACAGCCCAACGCUCUUUGAUGAGGCCUUACAUCGGGACUUAGCUGACUUUAGGGUUCAGCAUCCCACCCUCAUACUCCUGCAAUAUGUAGAUGACCUCCUCCUAGCGGCCACUUCUGAAACUGCAUGCCAACGGGGAACUGAAU
This is a messenger RNA of Rattus norvegicus (Norway rat), 3252 nucleotides long. The record is from RefSeq and is a predicted model, not a curated record. NCBI's taxonomy places the organism in Eukaryota, Metazoa, Chordata, Mammalia, Rodentia, Muridae.